Messenger RNA from Microthlaspi erraticum, 651 nucleotides. The record is from the annotation of a GenBank genome assembly. Lineage: Eukaryota; Viridiplantae; Streptophyta; Magnoliopsida; Brassicales; Brassicaceae.
AUGGCGGGUUACAGAGCAGACGACGAGUACGAUUACCUAUUCAAGGUGGUUCUGAUCGGCGAUUCCGGUGUGGGAAAGUCCAAUUUGCUCUCCCGAUUCACCAAGAACGAGUUUAGCCUCGAGUCUAAAUCCACGAUCGGCGUCGAGUUCGCGACUCGGAGCUUGAACGUUGAUGAGAAAGUCAUCAAAGCUCAGAUUUGGGAUACUGCUGGUCAGGAAAGGUACCGAGCCAUCACGAGCGCGUACUAUCGAGGAGCUGUUGGAGCGCUUCUCGUCUACGACGUAACACGACACUCCACGUUCGAGAACGUCGAGACGUGGCUAAAAGAGCUCAGGAACCACACCGAUCCAAACAUCGUAGUCAUGCUCGUCGGGAACAAAUCCGAUCUCCGCCAUCUCAUCGCCGUUCAGACGGAAGACGCGAAGUCGUUCGCGGAGAAAGAGUCUCUCUACUUCAUGGAGACAUCGGCUCUCGAAUCCACCAACGUUGAGAACGCUUUCGCGGAGGUCCUCACUCAGAUCCACUGCAUUGUGAGCAAGAAGGCGAUGGAGGCAGCGAGCGAGUCUGCGAAUGUGCCAACCAAAGGAGAUAAGAUCGAUAUCGGUAAAGAUGUCUCCGAUGUGAAGAAACCAGGAUGCUGCUCAAACUAA